AUGUCGUUCGAAGAGAAGAUUGAUACAAAUCUAUAUUCCAGACAAAUCGGAACCUUUGGAUUUGAUAUGAUGGGUAAAUUGCAAAAACUUAAUGUGCUCAUUAUUGGAAUGAAGUCUACAGGAAUCGAAAUAGCCAAGAACCUGGCAUUGAUGGGAGUAGAAUCAAUAAAGAUUUUGGAUAAUGAUGUAGUACAGAGAAGAGAUUUGGGAGUAAACUACUUUGUAAGAGCAAGCAGCGUAGGAAAAGAGUCUAUCGCUUCAGCCUGCUUACAUAAUCUUAAGGAUUUAAAUAGAAAUGUUGAUAUAAAAGUUAUCAACAAUGUUAACGAGGAGUUGGUGGUGGGAAAUGACGUAGUAGUGUGUUGUGAUCAGAAUGUUGAAGUUUUGAAGAACUUAAAUAGAAUUUGCAGAGCUAACUCACUAGGAAAACGAAUAGGGUUUAUAGCGUGUGAUACGUUCGGUAUGAUCGGGUCUGUUUUCGUUGAUUUCGGCGACAAUUUCAUUUCUUUUGAUCCUACAGGAACUGAGCUCAAAACGGGAAUCAUAGAAUCAAUAACCAACGAUAAAGAAGGAUUGGUUACUCUGAUCACCGACGGAGUGAUAGAUUUUCAAACAGGAGAUUAUGUUCGAUUCUCAGAGAUUGAAGGCAUGACUGAACUUAACAAUAAAGAACCAGUCCAAAUCAAAGUUAAUUCUAAAAAUUCUUUUCUCAUUGGAGAUUUAUCACAUUAUACGCCUCAUACCAGUGGAGGUCUGGUGACGGAAGUUAGAUACCCAAAGAGGAUUGAGUUCCGCAGCUACGAAGAUUGUGUACUUAACCCUUCUAGCACCGGCUGUCUCUAUACAAUAGACUAUAGCCUAGUGAAUAGAGCAGAACAACUACACUGGAUUACAAUGGGAUAUAAACACGGCUCCGGUGACCCCAAAUCCACACUAACUAACGCCCAGAUGAUGAAUUCUAACGCGAAGUCAUGCGGAGUUGAGUCAGUUGACGAGGAGCUGUUCAAGAGCUUUUUCUCACAAGUUAACUUUAAAGUACCACCACUGGCGUCAUUUAUAGGUGGAAUAGUAGCCCAUGAGGUUAUAAAAUUCACGGGUAAAUACCACCCUAUUAACCAGUGGCUCUACGUGGAUUUCUCGUUACCGAAGGAGAUGCUUUCCGGUGACUUUUCAGGCAGAGGGUUUGACGAACGCUACUUCGACCAAGUUUCACUUUGGGGCUCAGAUCUGCAGAACAAACUACAAAAUUCUAAGAUUUUCAUUGUGGGAGCUGGAGCUUUGGGUUGCGAAUUUUUGAAAAACUUCGCACUUCUGGGUUGCGGAUCACAGCAAGAAGGGCUGCUAACAAUCACUGAUAAUGACCGAAUUGAAGUUUCAAAUAUUUCACGCCAGUUUCUUUUCCGCACAAGACAUGUUGGAUUAUCGAAAUCGUCAGUGGCAUGUGAAUCAGCACUGGAAAUUAACCCAUCGAUUAAAGUAAAGCCACUUGAAAUUAGAGUAGGGGAAGAAACAGAAGAUAUCUUUGAUGAGCAUUUCUGGUCAUCACUAAAUGUUGUAGUUAAUGCUCUGGAUAAUAUACAGGCAAGACAGUACGUUGAUGGUAUAUGUGUUUGGUACGAAAAGCCGUUAGUAGAGUCUGGAACACUAGGAACACUGGGGAAUGUACAAGUCGUAGUACCACACAUGACACAGAGCUACAGUGAAAGUCAAGACCCACCGGAAACCUCAAUUCCACUCUGUACACUGAAACAUUUCCCAUACCAAGUUGAACACACAAUCGAGUGGGCGAGAGAUGUGUUCGAAGGUCUUUUCACGCAAAUUCCACUGGAUAUUAAAAAGAUAAGACAAAAUGAUGAAGUGAAUAGUAGUAAUAUUGAUGUAGGAGUUACAGAAAUCCCCUACGAAAGAUUAGAAUUGAUAUCGAAACUUUUGAACUGCACGCCUAAGAAUGCAAAGGAGCAGCUGUUGAGGAUCUCCUCGGAGCUGUACAACCUUCAUUUUGUAAACAAUAUCCAGCAACUUUUAAACUCUUUCCCAAAAGAUCAUGUACUGUCAGACGGACAAAAGUUUUGGAGUCCACCCAAAAGGCCACCAACACCGCUCACAUUUGACCUCAGCGAUAAAAUCGUCCAGUUGUUUAUACUCUCAACAACCAAGAUUUUUGCGUCAAUGAUGAAUUUGGAUCUUGAUGUGGUAGAAUCAGAUAUUCUUUCACUAAGAGGACUUAGACUUCCGGAAUUCCAACCAAGAGUCCUCAAAUUAUCGCAAGACAAACUUAACGUAGAAGUACAAUCUGAUACAUCCGCAGAUAGUAACCCAUUAUUAAAUGAAAUUACGAACUCAAACAGAACAUUAAACGCAGUGGAAUUUGAAAAGGAUGAUGAGAGCAACUACCACAUUGAGUUCAUCUGGUCAGCAUCAGUGCUCAGGUGCCGCAACUACGCAAUAAAAGAGUGCAAUAAAAUGAAAGCAAAAUUAAUAAGUGGGAAAAUCAUACCAGCAAUAGCAACCACCACCGCAAUGAUUGGAGGGCUGGUGACCAUAGAGUUCCUUAAGGCACUCUGCUACCGAAGCCUUAAGAUCAGUCACUUUAGGAACGCAUUUGCCUGUUUGGCAACACCAAUUUGGCUUCAAUCGGAACCUCUACCACCAAUUCCAACCAAAGAUAAAGAUUACGACCCUGUAACUUGUGGUCCAGUUCGUGCUCUUCCUCCCAAUUUCACGGUCUGGAAUAAGUUGAUAGUGCUGAUUCCCAACGGGACUGUGAAACAACUAAUUGAUUGGAUCAGGAGCAAGUUCAAUAUUGAAGUCAUAAUACUAUCCGCAGGGAAUUUAUGUAUAUAUAAUUCAUUUCUACCUCAACACAGAAACGAAAGGCUUAAUGCAGUUAUUACUGAGUUAGUGGAAAGGCUAGGGAAGAAGAAAAUCGGAGUCAGAUGCUCACACCUCGUAAUUGAUGCCAGCUGCACUGACUCAGACGACGUCGAUGUCGUCAUCCCAACCAUUAAAUUCCAGUUCAGAUAA
This is a messenger RNA of Theileria annulata, 3024 nucleotides long. Its product is annotated as ubiquitin-activating enzyme E1, putative. Gene Ontology annotation, molecular function: SUMO activating enzyme activity. Bases 1 to 3024 code for a protein of 1007 amino acids. Gene Ontology annotation, biological process: protein sumoylation. The record is from RefSeq and is a predicted model, not a curated record. NCBI's taxonomy places the organism in Eukaryota, Apicomplexa, Aconoidasida, Piroplasmida, Theileriidae. The transcript is spliced from 12 exons. Gene Ontology annotation, cellular component: SUMO activating enzyme complex; cytoplasm.